AUGUUGAUAACUGCAAAAGAGCACGAGUAUAAGCCUCUUUCAAAUGCCAAUGAGGACUUAGACCGAGAGGAGCCUCGACCUCAUCUUGCAAAACCAUUAAAGAGACAGUUCACAGUCCCACACAUCAUAUGCUUCGUCGUCUCUCUCAUAACCGCUUUCAUAGUGGGUGUAUUACUCACCCUCUUCAUCUCCACAUCCACAACGUGCAGCUAUGAAUCCGGGACUGUAGAAGACCUACCAAUAGCGCCUCACCUCCCGCUCCCCCAAAUUGCAGGCAAAUUCAAACAUAAAUCUCCUUUCACAGAGGAGCCACCGCGGGAGGGGAACGCUUCAGAGCCUAUAUGGGAUGCGUUAAUACCUAACGGACUGGGCUACUUCAUCCCCGCAGCCACAAACACCUCGAAGCCAAAGUCCUCUUCUGUGGUAAUCCCAUCCGCCUUCCACCAGCUCCACUGCCUCUACCUCCUCCGACGAGCCUAUUAUACACCUGAAUCAGAGCUCCAACGCUUCGACUUCGGUCGGAACCGCUCUGUCCAUGUAGCGCAUUGCUUUGAUUACCUUGCCCAGGCGAUUACCUGUUCGGCGGAUAGUACGCUUGAGCCGGCGGUUGAUACGGAGCAUGGGUUUUUGGGUGCUGGGUUUGCGAGACGGUGUUGGGAUUUUGAGUACUUAAAGAGCGUUGCGGAGAACAGGAGAGCGUUUAACGCGAGUGGAUUUCUGGCUUGGGGGCUUGGAAAGGACGGGAAGGUUGGCUUGGGGUGA
Molecule: messenger RNA, 762 nt
Organism: Penicillium robsamsonii
Lineage: Eukaryota; Fungi; Ascomycota; Eurotiomycetes; Eurotiales; Aspergillaceae
Exons: 2
Coding region: 1-762 (253 amino acids)
Biological process (GO): mycotoxin biosynthetic process
Source: RefSeq, a predicted model, not a curated record